UAUCCGCCAUGUUACAACUACGAUAAAUCUUCAGUCAUAGUACUACUACAUGUAUCAGUACAAACGUACUGUGUACAAACAGGUACAGGUGGCGUCUGACGUGUGUCGCCUACGUAGAUGUGACGUCAUAUCACAGUGUCACAUCAUCCAGCAUGGCUCAAAUAGCAGUUAUAGGGGCGGGGGUUGUUGGCCUCUCCACGGCCGUUUGCGUCCAGGAGAGGAUCCCCGGGGCCGUGGUGACCAUCAUUGCUGAGAAGUUCUCCCCGAACACGACCAGCGACGUGGCGGCGGGGUACUUCGCUCCCAGCACCAAGUAUGGUGUCUCUGUGGAUAGAAUGAGGCAAUGGGCGCUGGAUUCUUUCAAGCAAUAUGACCUCAUCACACGUUCUGAAGAAUCCGCCGAUGCUGGUGUUAUCCUGUUGUCUGGAUAUUAUUUGUAUCAUAGCAAAGAAAAUAUCCCAGAAUAUAUGGGCGAAGACGUGCUUUAUCAGUGCAGAGAUUUAACGGCGAAAGAAAUGGGAAUGUUUCCAAACUAUAAAUUCGGUCGGAUGGUGACGAUAUUUGUGACGGAAUGUCGCCGUUACUUGCCUUGGAUGAUGACGCGGUUUAAGAAGAGUGGAGGUCACGUUGUUCAGCAAAAAGUUGCAUCCCUGGAAGAGCUCGCAGGCAAGUAUGAUGUGGUUAUGAAUUGCUGCGGUCUUGGUGCACGUGAUCUGGUCGCACAACAUGACGUCACACCAUGGAGAGGUCAGGUGGUACGUGUCAAGGCGCCGUGGGUGAAGCACAUGAUCAGUACUGAUGAUGGUGUCUAUAUCGUUCCUUGCGUGGACAGCGUGGUACUUGGUGGCGUGAAGGAGGUUGGUCACACUAACCUUAACGUGGACGAAGAGACCAAAAACAGAAUUAUCAAACGAUGUUUAGAGCUGAUGCCUUCUUUAAAGAACGCGGAAUUUCUAUAUGACGGGGUUGGUCUGCGCCCCCAUCGAGAACCUCUGAGAUUAGAGCUGGAGUGUGUUCGUUUCGGUGAAAAGGCACUGAAGGUGAUUCACAACUACGGCCACGGUCCUAUAGGAGUUUCAUUGAGCUGGGGAACAGCCGUGGAGGCAGUGAGACUGGCCCAGAAUGCACUGCGGUCUCAGCAAACCAGCAAACUAUGAGAGGCAUCAGCGUCAUUAAUGUUAAUUUUUUUAUGAAUACUUUUGUUGUAUUUAAUGGUAACCUAUCUGUUAUAAAGAAUUUACCUUUAAAUUUCCAGAGAUUAUUUUCAUUGUCAUCUAGAACAAUUCACGACAGUAAAGUACAACUGCAGGUACCGGUAUAUGCAUAAUAAUAAAUUCUAAAUGGAAUAAAAUUUGCCUCAAUAUAAAUAAUCUAAUAUUAAACUAAAUGCCAUUCAUUUGCUACUGCUGUUGAUGUACAUUUGAGAGCAGUAUCAUAUUAGUCACGAAAAAUGUCAACCACCGCUCAAUUUUUAAGGAUAAAAUGGUUCUGCCUCGACAUGUAUGGACUUUCUUGAACUUCGAUAAGGAGAAGGUAAUUAUUUCGGAUUACAUCUUAAUUUCCAUUCAGUGUACCAAUGUCGUUCAAAGACCAUAUGGAACAAUCCUGACUAAGCCAUAUAGUACCCGUACAUGAUUAUGUACCAGUAAGCUUGGAUCAGAUCCAACCUUCUCGGAGCGGCAAUGUUGGCCCGAGUUCGGACAAAUUCGUGAAAGACCCACCUCCGCUUGCAGUCAUUCAGUAAAAUGCCCGUUUACAAUCGUUUACACGUGUAUGACGCUUAG
Messenger RNA from Lingula anatina, 1784 nucleotides. Its product is annotated as D-aspartate oxidase. NCBI's taxonomy places the organism in Eukaryota, Metazoa, Brachiopoda, Lingulata, Lingulida, Lingulidae. Gene Ontology annotation, molecular function: FAD binding; D-amino-acid oxidase activity. Gene Ontology annotation, biological process: D-amino acid catabolic process. Gene Ontology annotation, cellular component: cytoplasm. The record is from RefSeq and is a predicted model, not a curated record.